CAGCUGUUUUACAAACGUUUAACUUUGUUUAUUAAUCAAUUGUGUUCUAAUUUUACAAAUUAAUUUCCGCCAACUUUUUAAUAAAUAAGCUAUAAUAUAGAUUAAAACAACCAGCGGCAUGUCUGAUAAUGAAUAUGAGCGAUUUGAAAUAACAGACUACGAUUUAGACAAUGAGUUUAAUCCAGGUCGAAGGCGGAAUCUGUCGAAAAAUCAACAAAUCUACGGCAUUUGGGCCGAUGAUAGUGAUAAUGACAGCGGCGAGGAAACCACUCGUCGUGGACGACGUGGCCGCAGUGGGCUCGGUGGCAGUGGCGGUAGUAAAUCUAAAGAUUAUACAGCACCAGUUAGUUUUGUAGCUGGUGGCAUACAACAGGCGGGUAAGAAAAAGAAAAAGGCUGAGAAAGAUAAUGCAGAACAGCAAAUAACCGAUGAGGAAAGUGAUGAAGCAGAGGCACGUCCCUCCUUCGGUCGCAAAAAAGUGGAGGCAGCUGAUGGUGGCAGUAGUGGUUCAGAAACUAGUUCUGAUGAUGAACGCACGCAGAAGCAGCGCGCUGAAGUUGGUAGACAACAGCGUAGUCAAAAUGCACGACAAAUGGGAAAUCCCAAUGUUGGCGCUUGGGAGCAACAUACACGUGGUAUUGGCGCUAAAUUGCUGCUACAGAUGGGUUAUAAACCAGGUAAAGGUUUGGGCAAAGAUCUACAGGGUAUAUCACAACCGGUGCAAGCACAUGUGCGUAAGGGGCGUGGUGCAAUUGGUGCUUACGGACCAGAAGCGGCAGCGAGUGUGGGUGGUAAAGGGCCGGUGGUCAAAGAAGAUGAAGACGUACGCGAAGCGAAAGAGUUCAAAGAGAAGCUUAAUAAAUGGAAAAAGAGCGGUGACACGCGUCAAGACAAGAGCAAACGUUAUUACUAUCGUUCCGUUGAGGAGGUGAUUGAGAAGGGCAAAAAGGGAAAUUUCAUGUUAUCGGAAAAAAUUAGCAAAAAGAUUGGCAAUGUGCCCGUUAUCGACAUGACUGGCCCGGAAAAGCGCGUUUUAAGCGGCUAUCAUGCGCUGGGCCAAGCAAAAGUCGCCGAUGAAGAUCUCUAUGACUUGGAACAAGCCGUCGCCAGCAGCAGCAUUACCGCAAAGAAAGGCAGCACAUUUGCCUUGCCCGAAUUGAUGCAUAAUCUCCAACUGAUUGUGAAUAUGUGUGAACAGGAUAUAAUUGCGCUCGAUAAAGCAGAGCGUGAGGCCACUGAUCGCCAGGAAGCGCUGGAACAUGAGCGCAAAAAUCUCGAUGAAAUAGUGCACCUCGAGAAGAAUCACAUCGAUACGCUCGAACAAGCUUUGAAGCUUGUAGAAGAACUAACAACCAGCAAUGAUAUGACACUACAACGUGCAGAGCAGAUAUUCGUCACGCUACAGCGCGACUACGCAGCCGAGUACAAAGAGUUCGCUUUAGGUGAUUUAGCCGCAGGCGUUAUUGCGCCGCUCGUCAAGUUAACCUUGGAAAGUUGGAAGCCACUCGAACAGCCUACACAACAUGUGGAGCUCAUUAAGAAGUGGCGCGGCAUACUGGAGGCGAAUGCGGAUCCGCAAAAUGAGUCGCGUAACAUUUUCGAUCCUUAUUCGUCACUCGUGUGGGCUGGCGUUAUACCGAGUUUCCGUGCAUGCGCCGCCUCCUGGAAUCCCAAAUUGCAUCAAUCCAUGGCUGCGCUACUCGAUUGUUGGGCACCACUCUUUCCCACCUGGAUACUUGACUCGGUGCUCGAGCAAUUGGUGUUGCCACAACUAAGCAAUGGCGUACGCGAUUGGGAUCCACUCACCGACACCGUACCCAUACACAUUUGGAUACUGCCCUGGAACAAUAUACUCGGCCAUAAAAUGGAGGAAUUCAUAUUUCCAACUAUACGCGAGAAAUUGGCCGCUGCUUUACAAGCGUGGAUGCCACAAGAUCGUUCCGCACGCGCUAUGCUCACACCAUGGAAAGGCGCCUUCAACGACAUAGAAAUGCAGCGCUUCCUCUCCCAGCAUAUUAUACCCAAACUACAGCUGGUACUCAAUGAGUUCAUCAUAAAUCCACUGCAACAACAAUUGGAGCUAUGGAAUCAAGUAUGGGAAUGGCAUGAACUAGUGCCCGCAGCGCAAAUGGCACAAUUACUCGAUAAAUAUUUCUUUCCCAAAUGGAUGCAAGUGUUGGUGUUGUGGCUCAAUCAAUCGCCCGACUAUGCGGAAAUCUCCCGCUGGUAUACCGGCUGGAAGAGCAUGUUCUCCGAGGAGAUAUUACGUGAGCCUGUCGUUAAAGAGCAUUUGCGCCGUGCGCUCGAAAUGAUGCAUCGCGCAACCGAUGUGCUGGCCGCACCCACGCUGACAUCUAUACCAACACCGAUUUUAACGGCAACACCACCGCCGCCGCCACCACCAACUAUGUUGGAUAUGCAAAUGGUGACACCGGCGCAAUUGGAAUUCAAAGAGUUGGUCUCACAGAAAUGCGCCGAACGUGGCAUACUCUUUGCGCCGUUGGCGGGUCGCCGGGAGUUGGGCAAGCAGGUUUAUCGUGUGGGCAAAUUGUACUGUUACAUCGAUCGUAAUGUUUGUAUGCUCAGCGAUGUCAGCAUGAAGAACUGGAUGCCCACUUCUGUGCAGCAACUGCUGGAUCGCGCCAUGAUUGGCUAAUAAGCUAUUGUAGACAUUCAAAUAAAUCGUAAUUGUAGUCUUUAA
Zeugodacus cucurbitae (melon fly) is the source of this 2701-nucleotide messenger RNA. RefSeq names its product septin-interacting protein 1 (gene sip1). The coding region runs from base 119 to 2656 and encodes 845 amino acids. Gene Ontology annotation, molecular function: nucleic acid binding. NCBI's taxonomy places the organism in Eukaryota, Metazoa, Arthropoda, Insecta, Diptera, Tephritidae. The record is from RefSeq and is a predicted model, not a curated record. The transcript has 5 exons. Gene Ontology annotation, cellular component: U2-type post-mRNA release spliceosomal complex. Gene Ontology annotation, biological process: spliceosomal complex disassembly.